Molecule: messenger RNA, 4132 nt
Organism: Calidris pugnax (ruff)
Lineage: Eukaryota; Metazoa; Chordata; Aves; Charadriiformes; Scolopacidae
Gene: SLC9A5
Product: solute carrier family 9, subfamily A (NHE5, cation proton antiporter 5), member 5
Biological process (GO): proton transmembrane transport; sodium ion transport; regulation of pH
Cellular component (GO): membrane
Molecular function (GO): sodium:proton antiporter activity
Source: RefSeq, a predicted model, not a curated record
AUGGAACUUGUGGAUCUGGGAUGCUCUGUCCAUGCUUGUUCGGCUGAUGCUCUCAUUCUUCCUUUCCUUCUAGUUUUCCACCUGUCAAGGAAGGUGACGUCCAUCGUCCCAGAGAGCUGCCUCCUCAUCCUGCUGGGGCUGGGCCUGGGGGGCAUCGUGUUGGCCGUGGCGAAGAAAGCUGAGUACCAGCUGGAGCCCAACAUGUUCUUCCUCUUCCUUCUGCCCCCCAUCGUCCUCGACUCAGGCUACUUCAUGCCCAGCCGGCUGUUCUUCGACAACAUCGGCGCCAUCCUCACCUACGCGGUGGUGGGCACGCUCUGGAACUCCUUCACCACCGGCACCGCGCUCUGGGGGCUGCAGCAGGCCGGGCUCAUGGAUCCAGGUGUUGAAGCUGGGCUGAUGGAUUUCCUGCUCUUCGGCAGCCUCAUCUCAGCUGUGGACCCUGUGGCAGUGCUGGCCGUCUUCGAAGAGGUCCAUGUAAAUGAGACCCUCUUCAUCAUCGUGUUUGGCGAAUCCCUCCUGAACGAUGCUGUCACCGUGGUGCUGUACAAGGUCUUCAACUCUUUUGUGGAGCUGGGCCCAGCACACAUCCAUGCCACGGACUACGUGAAGGGGGUAGCCUCCUUCUUCCUGGUGAGCCUCGGGGGCACAGCCGUGGGGCUGCUCUUCGCCUUCCUGCUGGCCCUGAUCACGCGGUUCACCAAGCGUGUGCGCAUCAUUGAGCCGCUCUUCGUCUUCCUCCUGGCCUACGUCGCCUACCUUGCUGCCGAGAUGGUCUCCCUCUCCUCCAUCUUGGCAGUCACCUUCUGUGGGAUCUGCUGCAAGAAGUACGUGGAAGCCAACAUCUCCCAGAAAUCCCGCACCACGGUCAAGUACACCAUGAAGACACUGGCCAGCAGUUCAGAGACCAUCAUCUUCAUGUUUCUGGGCAUCUCGGCUGUGGAUACCUCCAAGUGGGCAUGGGACACAGCACUGGUGCUGGGCACCCUGUUCUUUAUCCUGCUCUUCAGAGCUGUGGGCGUUGUCCUCCAGACCUACGUGCUCAACCGCUUCCGCCUCAUCCCCCUGGACAGGAUCGACCAGGUGGUCAUGUCAUACGGUGGCCUCCGCGGAGCUGUAGCCUUCGCCCUGGUCAUCCUGCUGGACAGGGAGAAGGUGAAAGCCAAGGACUACUUUGUGGCAACGACCAUCGUGGUGGUGUUCUUCACUGUCAUUGUGCAGGGCCUGACCAUCAAACCCUUGGUGACGUGGCUGAAGGUGAAGCGCAGCGACCACCACAAGCCCACGCUGAACGAGGAGCUGCAUGAGCACGCCUUUGACCACAUCCUGGCAGCGGUGGAGGACAUCGUGGGACACCAUGGCUACCAUUACUGGCGGGACAAGUGGGAACAGUUCGACAAGAAGUACCUGAGCCAGCUCCUGAUGCGGAAAUCUGCCUACAGGCUGCGGGACGAGAUCUGGGAUGUUUACUACAAGCUGAACAUCCGUGAUGCUAUCAGCUUCGUUGACCAGGGUGGCCACGUGCUCUCGGCCGCCAAGCUGGCCCUGCCCUCCAUGCCCAGCCGCACGUCCAUGUCGGAGUCAUCAGUCACAAACCUCCUGAGGGAGAGCGGGAGCGGCGCCUGCCUGGACCUGCAGGUGAUCGACACGGUGCGGAGCCGCCGGGACAAGGAGGACGCUGCCAUGCACCACGUGCUGCGAGGGAGCCUCUACAAGCCCCGCCGGCGGUACAAGGCCAGCUACAGCCGUCACUUCAUCUCUCCAGAUAAACAAGAGCGCCAAGAUAAAGAAAUCUUCCGGCAGAACAUGAAGAGGCGGCUGGAGACCUUCAAGUCCACAAAGCACAAUGUCUGCUCCUCCAAGAGCAAGGCCAGGCUGAAGGAAAAGGGCAGGAAAAAGAAGAACAUCUCUCUGACCAGCGAUGCACCCAAUGGGAAGACACACAGAAACGUCCCCUGGCAGGAGGCAGCUCCUGUCCUGGUGAUGGUCAGCUCAGAGGAGGAGGAGAGUGAUAGCUCGGAGACAGAGAGAGAGGACGAUGAAGGGAUCGUAUUCAUCGCUCGGGCCACCGAUGAGGUCCUGCAGGGAAAGACGACUCCUGGCAGCAUGGACGUCUGUCCCAGCCCCUGCAUCAUCCCACCAUCACCCACCUUGGCAGAGAAGGAGCUGCCGUGGAAAGGAGACCAGGCUGAUCUGGCCGUUUACGUCUCCUCGGAGACCACCAAAAUCGUGCCAGUGGAUAUGCAGAAGGCGUGGAACCAAAGCAUUUCCUCCCUGGAGAGCAUCGCUUCCCCUCCGGGCAUCGAGAGCGGACCCCAGCAGAGGAGAUUCGCCUGCCCUGUGCUGGAGGAGCAACCCCAGUCUGCGAGCCAGGCGACGCCGGAGCAGAGCUCCCACUUCCAGUUCCCCAGCCACGUCCCUAAGGGUGGCAGGUCGCAGAGUGACAGCAGCCCGGAGGGGGCUGAGCAGCAGGAGCUGCAGCCUUUGAUGGCCACGGAGGAGCAGGGCAGGAUGCUGCCCACCACCGAGCCCAGAUGGCUGAUGUUCAACAGAGCGAGCCACCUCUGAGGCAGACGGCGGGUGGGGAAGGGACCCGGGGCUGUGGACAGGCUGGGACCUGCUGACUGCUCUGCUGUCUCGCAUUGUGAAGCUUGUGUGUGUCUCCAUAAACUCCAGGAGAGCCCAGUACUCCUCCCGGAGCUGCGCUCCAGGGUGGGUUUUCCCCACGCACCUACUGAUGAAAAACUGGUCGAUAACUGGGCUUCAGGCUGCAACAGCAGGUUCCAACCCCCAGGGAGGCACAGACCCCAAACCUCUUUCUUUCUCUCUGGUCUCCUACUCAUCUUCCCAGUGCUGGGAGGCCAGAGAUGUUCCUCCCAGGGCUGGGAUCCCAGCUGGACUCAAUCCCGUCGUGGCUGUGCCACCCUGAGGUGUGGACGUGCUGGCUACUUCAAGGUGGUUCCUCACGGCAUGCGCGGAGCUCGGCCAGGAGCUCAGCCAGAGGUGUGCUCCUUGCCAUGGCAGCUCUGCGUUCCUCAGGUUGUAGAGGUACCACGGAGGCAAGGCCAUGACCUUCUCAGGACUGGGAGCAGUGCUCCUGGGGUUUGGCUCCACCAGGAGCCGGCCAAGUGAACCCGUACGCACAGGGACUCCUCUAGCAGCCAGCCUGCUGUGCCAGCCUCACGCCUCUCCUCUGGAUGUGUUCCCAGGAGCUCCGGUGUUGAGCUUUCUGGCUUUGCUGGGAGGCAGCUACCCUGCACAGCAUCCUCGGCAUUCCUCCUGCCCACCUCCCAGUCCCUCCAGUUGCCUGGGGGCCCAUCAGCUGGGAAGGCUGGUCGUGGAGCGAGCAGCAGGUAUGAAUGUACAUCAGGAACAGGGGCGAUGGGUGAGACAAUGAGUGCGUCUUCAAAGGUCUGUCCCCACCACCUGCCUCCCGGCCACCCCUGGGCCUUCCUGAGAGGGUGGUGGGACGCGGUGGCAAUGGCCCACACAGUGAAUUAUUCCUGGUGUGACCCCAAGGGCAGAGAAUUCCUCCCCAAGCUCUGGUUGGCAUGAAAAAGCUCAGCACAGCAACUUGGGCACCAGCAAAGUGGGUGGGUUGGGGAUGUUCCUCUUGGGGCAGGAUGUUCCUCUUGGGGCAGGAUGUUCCUCUUGGGUCAGGAUGUUCCUCUUGGGGCGGGAUGUUCCUCUUGGGGCAGAACGGGGACUUGGGCUGGUAAUGCCCCAAAACAGGUAAAGAACUGCCUGUCCCAGCUAGGUGGGGGGACGGCAGGCGUCAAGGGGAUACUUGGAUGCACCGGGUGAGUGAGCCCAAUGUGGGGUGAGCUGGUGGUACCCCCUGGUACUGUCAGCACGGCUCAGCAAAGGCCGUUCUGCUCUCAACCUGUUCCAUCAGAUGAGCAUGAGGUUUUUAAAAAGGUUUUUAUAUAGUUUUGCAUUUCGGGUAUGCCUUAUUCUGGUUUUGAUUUCUGAUACGGGGCCAUACUAAAUCUCUAGCUGGGUCAGUGUUUUCUGUAGCCAUGGGCACCACAAAUGACUCAAGACUUAAUAUCUUAUUUGCAAGAAUAUCGUUUUAAUGUGACAAUAUAUGCAGAGUAUUUUGUAACGUUCAAUAAACUGGAGUUGGAGCCGG